This is a messenger RNA of Suncus etruscus (white-toothed pygmy shrew), 4234 nucleotides long. RefSeq names its product potassium voltage-gated channel subfamily H member 2 (gene KCNH2). The record is from RefSeq and is a predicted model, not a curated record. Gene Ontology annotation, biological process: regulation of heart rate by cardiac conduction; potassium ion transmembrane transport; regulation of ventricular cardiac muscle cell membrane repolarization. Gene Ontology annotation, molecular function: inward rectifier potassium channel activity. Lineage: Eukaryota; Metazoa; Chordata; Mammalia; Eulipotyphla; Soricidae. Gene Ontology annotation, cellular component: membrane.
UCGCAGGCGCAGCCCGAUCGCGGGCGCCGGAGCGGCUGGCGGCGGGCGGGCGGGCGGGCGGGCAGGCAAGGGCAAGGGCAGCGGCAGCCGUGGCGCUCGGGCUGCGGGGCCCGAGGCUCGGAGGGGGUCCGCGGACAGGUGUGCAGGCGGCCCGCACCGCGAUCCCGAGCCGGGGAGGCGAGCGGGGAUCCCCCCUCGGGUGGUGUUGCCCGGUCUCGGCGCGUGGCCGCGGGUUUGGGGGACCACGACCGGGCGGGCCCCCUCCCACCCCGGAACCUAGUGCUGGGCCGGGCCGGGCUAGGGUGGGGGGCGGCCCGCCCGGCUCGCCCAUGGGCGCAGGAUGCCGGUGCGAAGGGGCCACGUCGCUCCGCAGAACACCUUCCUGGACACGAUCAUCCGCAAGUUUGAGGGCCAGAGCCGCAAGUUCAUCAUCGCCAACGCGAGGGUGGAGAACUGCGCCGUCAUCUAUUGCAACGACGGCUUCUGCGAGCUGUGUGGCUACUCGCGGGCCGAGGUGAUGCAGCGGCCCUGCACCUGCGACUUCCUCCACGGGCCGCGCACGCAGCGCCGCGCCGCCGCGCAGAUAGCGCAGGCCCUGCUGGGCGCCGAGGAGCGCAAAGUGGAGAUCGCCUUCUACCGGAAGGAUGGAAGCUGCUUUCUGUGCCUGGUGGACGUGGUGCCCGUGAAGAAUGAAGACGGUGCCGUCAUCAUGUUCAUCCUGAACUUUGAGGUGGUGAUGGAGAAGGACCUGGUGGGGUCCCCGGCCCGAGACACCAAUCACCGCGCCCCCCCCACCAGCUGGCUGGCCCCAGGCCGCGCCAAGACCUUUCGCCUGAAGCUGCCCGCGCUGCUGGCCUUGACGGCGCGGGAGGCGCCUGUGCGUCCCAGCGGCACGGGCGGCAGCGGCGCGGGGGCCGUGGUGGUGGACGUGGACCUGACGCCCACAGCGCCCAGCAGCGACUCGCUGGCUCUGGACGAGGUGACGGCCCUCGACAACCACGUGGCGGGCUCCGGGCCGGCGGAGGAGCGCUGCGCGCGGCCCGGACCCGGCUCUCCAUCCCUGGCUGCCGUGGUAGCGGGUGCGCUCGGCCCGCACCCCUCGCCGCGUGCGCACAGUCUCAACCCCGAAGCUUCGGGUUCCAGCUGCAGCCUGGCGCGGACGCGAUCCCGGGAGAGCUGUGCCAGCGUGCGCAGAGCCUCGUCGGCCGAUGACAUCGAGGCCAUGCGUGCUGGGCCGCUGCCCCCGCCGCCUCGCCACGCCAGCACCGGGGCCAUGCACCCUCUGCGCAGUGGCUUGCUUAACUCUACAUCCGACUCGGACCUCGUACGCUACCGCACCAUUAGCAAGAUACCCCAAAUCACCCUCAACUUCGUGGACCUCAAAGGUGACCCCUUCUUGGCGUCACCCACCAGCGACCGGGAGAUCAUAGCCCCCAAGAUAAAGGAACGGACCCACAAUGUCACUGAGAAGGUCACUCAGGUCCUAUCCCUGGGUGCUGAUGUGCUGCCCGAGUACAAGCUGCAGGCACCACGCAUCCACCGCUGGACCAUCCUGCACUAUAGCCCCUUCAAGGCAGUGUGGGACUGGCUCAUCCUACUUCUGGUCAUCUACACGGCUGUCUUCACGCCCUACUCGGCUGCCUUCCUGCUGAAGGAGACAGAAGAGGUUGCGGUGAAUGCCGACUGCGGCUACACCUGCCAGCCUCUGGCUGUGGUGGACCUCAUCGUGGACAUCAUGUUCAUUGUGGACAUCCUUAUCAACUUCCGCACCACUUACGUCAACGCCAACGAGGAGGUGGUGAGCCAUCCGGGCCGCAUUGCCGUGCACUACUUCAAAGGCUGGUUCCUCAUCGACAUGGUGGCCGCCAUCCCCUUUGAUUUGCUCAUCUUUGGCUCAGGCUCUGAGGAGUUGAUCGGGUUGCUGAAGACUGCGCGGCUGCUGCGGUUGGUGCGUGUGGCCCGGAAGCUGGACCGCUACUCUGAGUACGGUGCGGCUGUGCUCUUCCUGCUCAUGUGCACCUUUGCACUCAUCGCUCACUGGCUGGCCUGCAUCUGGUAUGCUAUUGGCAACAUGGAGCAGCCACAUAUGGACUCACGCAUCGGCUGGCUGCAUAACUUGGGCGACCAGAUCGGCAAGCCCUAUAACAGCAGUGGCCUGGGGGGCCCGUCCAUUAAGGACAAGUACGUCACGGCGCUCUACUUCACCUUCAGUAGCCUCACCAGCGUGGGCUUUGGCAAUGUGUCCCCUAAUACCAACUCAGAAAAGAUCUUCUCCAUCUGCGUCAUGCUCAUCGGCUCCCUUAUGUACGCCAGCAUCUUCGGCAACGUGUCAGCCAUCAUCCAGCGGCUCUACUCGGGCACUGCGCGCUAUCACACUCAGAUGUUGCGCGUGCGGGAGUUUAUCCGCUUCCACCAGAUCCCCAACCCGCUACGCCAGCGCCUGGAGGAGUAUUUCCAGCACGCCUGGUCCUACACCAAUGGCAUCGAUAUGAAUGCAGUGCUGAAGGGCUUCCCCGAGUGCCUACAGGCUGACAUCUGUCUGCACCUGAAUCGCUCACUGCUGCAGCACUGCAAGCCCUUCCGGGCAGCCACCAAGGGCUGCCUGCGGGCCCUCGCCAUGAAGUUCAAGACCACACAUGCGCCUCCAGGGGACACGCUGGUGCACGCUGGGGAUCUGCUCACCGCCCUCUACUUCAUCUCCCGGGGCUCCAUCGAGAUCCUGCGGGGUGAUGUUGUUGUGGCCAUUCUGGGGAAGAAUGACAUCUUUGGGGAGCCUCUAAACCUCUAUGCACGGCCUGGCAAGUCCAAUGGUGACGUGCGGGCCCUCACCUACUGCGACCUGCACAAAAUCCAUCGUGAUGAUCUACUGGAGGUGUUGGACAUGUAUCCGGAGUUCUCCGACCACUUCUGGUCUAGUCUGGAAAUUACUUUCAACCUGCGAGACACCAACAUGAUCCCUGGCUCUCCUGGCAGCACGGAUCUCCAGGGCGGUUUCAACCAGCAACGCAAACGCAAGCUGUCUUUCCGAAGGCGCACAGACAAGGACCCAGAACAUCCAGGGGAGAUGUCAGCUUUGGGCCCAGGCCGGGCAGGGCCAGGGCUCUGUGGCCAGGGCCGGCCAGGGGGCCCAUGGGGAGUGAGCCUUUCCAGUGGCCCCUCCAGCCCCGAAACCAGUGAGGAUGAGGACCCCGGCCGCAGUGCCAGCCCACUGCACCUGGUACCCUUCUCUAGCCCCCGGCCCUCUGGACAGCCCCUGGGCGGGGAGCCCCUUGCUGAGGAGGGUGAGAAGAGCCGAGAUACCUGUAACCCACUGUCAGGGGCCUUUUCAGGAGUGUCCAACAUAUUCAGCUUCUGGGGGGACAGUCGUGGUCGCCAAUACCAGGAGCUGCCGCGAUGCCCUGCACCUACCCCCAGCCUGCUCAGCAUUCCCCUUGCCAGUCCAGGCCGGAGGUCAUGGGGGGAUGUGGAGACCAGGCUGGAUGCCCUGCAACGGCAGCUCAAUAGGCUGGAGAGCCGGCUGAGUGCAGACAUGGCCACAGUCCUGCAGCUGCUGCAGAGGCAGAUGGCACUGGGUCCGCCCGCCUACAGUGCUGUGACCACCCCGGGCCCUGGCCCUGCCUCCACCUCCCCUCUGCUGCCCGGCAGCCCCGUCCCCACUCUCACUCUGGACUCACUUUCUCAGGUUUCCCAGUUCAUGGCGUGUGAAGAGCACCCCCCUGGGGCCCCAGAGCUCCCCCAAGAUGGCCCCACGAGACGCCUCUCCCUGCCGGGUCAGCUGGGAGCCCUCACCUCCCAGCCCUUGCACAGACACGGCUCAGAUCCCGGCAGUUAGUGGCAUCGCCUGGUGUGGAUGCGUGGCUCAUCCAGGGCUCAGCACAUGGCUGGGGCCCUGCCCAGGAGGCUCUGCCCAGGAGGCCGUGGCUUCGGAACAGAGAGGAACAGGAAGGCACGGCGCUGACCACCUGGCCUGGGUACCAUCUCCUCUGGUGCCUCCCAGAAGGGGUGGGGUGGGGCCGGGCAGUGGUUGGGGGUCUGUGGCCCUUCACUGCCCAGGGGGCAUUAGCUGGUCUAACUGCCCGGAGGCAGCCGGCCCUGGGCCUUAGUGCACCUCAAGGACUUUUCUGCUAUUUACUGCUCUUAUUGUUAAGGAUAAUAAUUAAGGAUCAUAUGAAUAAUUACUGAAGAUGCUGAUGACUAUGAAUAAUAAAUCAUUAUCCUGACAAGACUACAGUAA